GUGUUAUCUGAAUGACUGCAAUAACAAAGCCUUUAUACAAUUUGGAUGAAACAACAUUGUGCAAUAUUGUCGGCCAAAUCGCAUUUAUUUGCAUGCCGUCGACAACAUUAAGCGUUAAACGAAGAUGAGCAAUCUACCAAGGCUGUCUGGAGCUUUAAGGGUGUACACUGGUCUAGACCUACCUGGCAGACAUGAGGAUGGGGAACUGUUCAAGAAACGACAGCUUGUUACAAAGAAGAAAACUACAGUAGAAGCAUCAAGCUGGCAAAAGCAGCAAGACAAGAUCCGUUCCAAGAGCAGUUUGACUCCAGCUGAACUGGACAGUAUAUUCAAGGAGCUCCUACAAUGUGGCAGACAGUUAGCUGGUGACACAGCAGACGCAGAUGUUGCCGAAGGGGCCGCUGUCUACCUGAUCAAAAUCUUCAAAAAUGUGGACAAAGUCGGUCAGAAGGAGACCAACAGUCUAAAAAGUGUAUUUGGUCCGUUUCCCGCCACUGUUGCCACAAAAGCAUGUUCUACUAUAAAUAGACUGGUUAAUUCGCUGCCAGACGACCUAGUUGAGUUGCUAGGCAACGAGGAGAGGGAGGAAGCCGAUGGUGCAGCAUCCAUAAAAGAAUUUGGUACUGAGUUCAAGUUUGUUUUGCCAUCAGUCAAAACAAAGGAGGAUGAUAUAUCUAGUUCGGAAUCGGAGGAGGAAGAAAAGAAGGAAGUGAAUUUACAUUACAGCGGGAGUACCAGUGGGAGUGAAUCUAAAACUGCUGCACGUGGUCAAAAGAUAACGCCAGUAUCAAAAGAAUUUGACUCUAUGUGGCUUCAGCAGGAAGUUGCAAAGUAUUAUGGGUAUUCAGGUGUCACUGAGAUGGGGCUCACAGUGGAAGAUCUGUCAAACACUAUUUUUGACUUUCUUUCAUCGCCGAAGUCAGACUCUGAACUACAAAAUGAUCUGUUUGACUUGCUGGGGUUUGACAGGUUUGAGUUGAUCCAGUCCCUGCUGGAAAACAGAGAGAAGCUUGUCUAUGCAGCGACCAAAGAACCAGAGCCUUCCAAGGCAUCAUUGCCCAGACCCAAGUUAGAGGGCUCCAGUAAACCAGCAUAUGGCUGCCAAGUUGUUAUACAGUCAGAGCAGGAGAAGGCAAUACUGAAACAGCUCCGUCGUGAGGAGAAGAAGCUAGACAAACGGGGCGGACGUGCGGAGGACUCGAGUGAAUUAACCUUUGUCCCUGCCGAACUCCGGGCUCAGAGGGAGGCUGCCCUACAGCUAGCAUCCCAGGCCCCUAAGUUCUCUGGGCGCACUGGCUAUGACAGACAGCGUGAGAAGUACCCGCAUGUAUACGACCAGAUGGAAGAGGCCAGAAUGUCGUCUGCUUUCAUUGGAGGUGUUAAGAUGGUGCUGCCCGACUCGCUGACCCGAGAGAACAACAAGGUGUACGAGGAGGUGACCAUACCGCCCAGCGAGGCUGCACCCACCCAUGUGGGGGAGGAACGGGUCCGCAUAGACACACUGGACGAUAUUGCCAAAGUGGCUUUCAAGAACACCAAAUUACUAAACAGGAUCCAGACUGUGGUGUUUGAGACAGCGUACAAAACCAACGAGAACCUGCUGAUUUGCGCGCCUACUGGUGCGGGUAAAACCAAUAUCGCCAUGUUGACCAUCCUGCAUGAGAUCAAGCAGCACAUCUCGCAAGGAGUGAUCAAGAAAGACGAGUUUAAGAUUAUUUAUGUGGCACCUAUGAAAGCCCUUGCUGCAGAGAUGGUUCGUAACUUUGGCAGUCGCCUCGAGCCCUUAGGGAUUUCUGUGAAGGAACUGACGGGGGACAUGUCCCUUACCAAGUCUGAAAUUCUCAAGACGCAGAUGAUGGUGACGACCCCCGAGAAGUGGGACGUGGUGACGCGCAAGAGUACGGGAGAUGUAGCGCUGGCCCAGCUCGUGAAACUUCUCAUCAUAGACGAGGUGCACCUGCUGCAUGACGACAGGGGGGCAGUCAUAGAGAGCCUUGUUGCUAGGACGCUCAGACAGGUGGAGACCUCCCAGAGCAUGAUCCGUAUUGUGGGUCUCUCUGCCACACUUCCCAACUACCUGGAUGUGGCCAGGUUCCUCCACGUGAACCCCCGACUGGGGCUGUUCUUCUUCGAUGGGCGGUUCAGACCCGUACCUCUUGGGAUGACCUUCAUUGGCAUCAAGGCCUUGAAUCGCAUUCAGCAGCUUCAAGACUUCAACACAGUAUGCUAUGAGAAGGUGCUGUACCAGGUCAAGCGUGGCUACCAGGUCAUGGUGUUCGUCCAUGCGCGAAACGAGACUGUGAGGACUGCGUCGGUGCUGAGGGACCAGGCCAAGAACAACGGGGACAGUCAGCUCUUCCUGCCCGAGCAGUCGGGGUCACUGGGAGAUGCUACAAACAAUGUGAUGAAGUCAAGAAACAAGCAGCUGAAGGAGCUGUUUGCAGAUGGGUUCAGCAUCCACCACGCAGGCAUGCUGCGUCAGGAUCGUAACCUUGUGGAGAAGUACUUUGCUGCAGGACACAUCAAGGUCCUCGUGUGCACGGCAACCCUCGCCUGGGGGGUCAACCUGCCCGCUCACGCUGUUGUCAUAAAGGGGACACAAAUCUAUGAUGCAAAGAAAGGUUCCUUUGUUGACCUGGGUAUCCUAGAUGUGAUGCAGAUAUUUGGACGCGCUGGUCGACCCCAGUACGACACAUUUGGGCACGGAACGAUCAUCUCUACACACGACAAGCUGUCCCAUUACCUGUCGCUGAUGACCCGACAGAACCCGAUCGAGAGUCAGUUCACCAACAGUCUCGCGGAUAAUCUCAAUGCAGAGAUCUCCUUAGGUACAGUUACCAACAUAGAGGAGGCGGUGCGUUGGCUGAGCUACACGUACCUGUAUGUGCGUCUCACGAUCAACCCACUAGCUUAUGGCGUCGCCUACGCCAUGGUCCAGGAUGACCCGACGCUCCAGGUGUAUCGGCAUGACCUCAUAGUUAAUGCUGGGAGAAAACUGGACCAGGCUAAGAUGAUCCGGUUUGAUGAAAAGACAGGGUAUUUCCAUUCCACGGACCAGGGCAGGGUGGCCAGUCAUUUCUACGUCAAGUAUGACACAGUAGAGGUUAUCAAUGAGUACCUGAAGACCGUGAUGACAGAGGCAGAUAUAUUUGCUCUUGUAUCCAAGGCUCAAGAAUUCGACCAAAUCAAGGUUCGAGAUGAGGAGAUGGAGGAGCUGGAUCGUCUGCUGCACGAGGAAUGUGAGAUGCAGGUACCCGGCGGCACGGAGAACUCGUACGGCAAGGUCAACAUCCUCCUGCAGAGCUACGUCUCACGCCAGUACCUCGAGAGCUUCUCCCUGGUGUCUGACCAGGCAUAUGUGGCUCAGAAUGCUGCCAGAAUAACACGCUCGCUGUUUGAGAUAUGCCUAAAGAAGGGCUGGCCAAUCAUGGCAGGUCGUCUGCUCAACCUGAGUAAAACCAUCGACAAACGGAUCUGGGGUUUUGAGACACCGCUGCGACAGUUUUCGAUUCUGAGCCCUGAAAUCAUCAACAAACUCGAGGCAGGCAAGAUGAAGAUUGAACGACUGCGGGAGAUGGACGCUAAAGAAAUUGGCCACAUGGUACACCACGUAAAGAUGGGCAGUAUCAUCAAGAAGUGCGUACACGCGCUACCGCAGUUGGAUCUGGAGGCCACCAUCCAGCCAAUCACACGCACCGUCCUCAGAGUGAGGCUCGUCAUCACGCCCAUGUUCCACUGGGACGAUAAGGUCCAUGGUUCUGCUGCUGAGUCGUUCUGGAUCUGGGUAGAGGACCCAGAAAACAACCACAUAUACCACUCUGAGUACUUCCUGCUGCACAAGAAACAGAUGUUUAGCAAGGAGCCCAACCAGGUUCUGGUGUUCACCAUUCCAAUAUUUGAGCCCCUGCCUUCCCAGUACUACGUGAAGGCCAUAUCUGACCGCUGGCUGGGAUGUGAGUCCAUGUGUGCAAUCUCCUUCCAGCAUCUCAUACUGCCAGAGAGGCAUCCACCACACACAGAACUUCUGGAUCUGCAGCCACUGCCUGUAACUGCCCUCAUAGAUCCAAUGUUAGAGACCCUCUACAAGUUCACACACUUCAACCCCAUUCAGACCCAGCUGUUCCAUGUGCUAUACCACUCAGACCACAACGUGCUGCUGGGAGCCCCCACUGGCUCUGGUAAGACCAUCGCUGCUGAACUGGCCAUCUUCAGACUGUUCAGAGAACGACCAAAAGACAAGGCUGUGUACAUUGCCCCCCUGAAAGCUCUUGUGCGAGAAAGAAUGGAGGACUGGAAAGUAAGAAUCGAGCAAAAGCUUGGGAAAAAGGUGGUGGAGCUGACAGGGGACGUCACUCCGGACAUGCGGGCCAUAGCGAAGGCAGACCUGAUCGUGACUACACCAGAGAAGUGGGACGGUGUGUCCCGUAGUUGGCAGACCCGCAGCUAUGUCAAGGCCGUGUCCUUGAUUGUCAUUGAUGAGAUACAUCUGCUGGGCAACGAUAGAGGCCCAGUUCUUGAGGUGAUAGUAUCUAGGACCAACUUCAUCUCGUCUCACACCGAGAGAAAGGUGCGUGUUGUUGGUCUGUCCACUGCGCUGGCUAAUGCACGAGAUCUCGCAGACUGGCUUGGGAUUGUUCAGGUUGGUCUGUACAACUUCCGUCCGUCUGUUCGCCCGGUUCCCCUGGAUGUGCACAUCAGUGGGUUUCCAGGGCAACACUACUGUCCAAGGAUGGCAACCAUGAACAAGCCGACUUUCCAAGCUAUCAAGACUCAUUCGCCAACUAAGCCAGUUCUAGUGUUUGUAUCGUCACGGCGACAGACCAGGCUUACAGCCCUUGACCUGAUAGCGUUCCUGGCAGGUGAAGAAGACCCAAAACAGUGGCUACACAUGCCAGAGACUGAGAUGGAGAACAUCAUAUCGGGUGUGCGGGACUCGAACCUGAAACUGACGCUGGCGUUUGGUAUCGGCAUCCAUCACGCUGGCCUCGUGGAGAGAGACAGGAAGAUCACGGAGGAGUUGUUUGUGAACUCCAAGAUACAGAUUCUGAUUGCGACCAGCACACUUGCCUGGGGUGUGAAUUUCCCUGCCCAUCUUGUGGUUGUCAAGGGAACAGAAUACUACGAUGGGAAGACCCGCAGAUAUGUUGACUUUCCUAUUACUGAUGUUCUGCAAAUGAUGGGGAGAGCCGGGAGACCUCAGUUUGAUGAUCAGGGUGUGGCAGUGAUCUUGGUGCAUGACAUCAAGAAACACUUCUAUAAGAAGUUCCUGUAUGAGCCAUUCCCUGUGGAAUCUAAUCUCCUAGAGGUACUGCCAGACCAUCUGAAUGCUGAGAUAGUAGCCGGUACCAUCACCUCCAAGCAGGAUGCCAUGGACUACAUCACCUGGACCUACUUCUUCAGGCGCCUUCUCAUGAACCCAAGUUUCUACAACCUAGAUGACACAGAACAUGGCAAUGUCAACCGGUUUCUAUCUGGGCUGGUGGAGAAGGCACUAUUUGAACUGGAGUCCUCUUUCUGCAUUCAGACUGGAGAGGAUGGCUAUGCUGUGUUGCCAAUGACGAUGGGACGUAUCUCGUCCUACUACUAUCUCACCCAUCUCACCAUGAGGAUGUUUCACGGUGAUCUCGGACCACAGACCAGCAUACAGGAGCUGAUUUCAGUCCUGUCUAAUGCCUCUGAGUAUGCAGAGCUUCCUGUCCGCCAUAAUGAAGAUCAGAUCAAUAGUGAGCUGGCCAAGAGUCUGCCUCUAGAGUUGAAUCCGCAUUUGAUGGACUCAGCCCACACAAAGACCAACAUUCUCCUGCAGUGUCACUUUGGACAAGUCCAGCUGCCCUCCACAGACUACAACACAGACACCAAGUCUGUGCUUGACCAGGCCAUCAGGAUCUGUCAGGCGAUGCUGGACGUGUCAGCUGACCAGGGCUGGCUGGUGGCCUCGUUGGGUAUCACACAGCUCAUCCAGAUGAUUGUGCAGGGGCGCUGGUGGCAUGACUCCUCCCUACUCACCCUGCCACAUGUUACACCAUACCAUGUGUACUGCUUCAGAGAGAAGGAUUCAAAGCGUCGCCUGGAGACACUGCCAGAGGUGAUGUCAGUCUGUGACGGCCGGUACAGCGUGUUGGCAGACAUGCUGGGGGCAGAGAUGGACAAGGAACAUCUGGAGCAGGUGUACAACGUUCUAUGCCGACUGCCCCAGAUUGAGCUGUCUUUCUCCGUGAAGGGUUGUUGGGAGGGAGGGACAGGCCAACAUGAAGAGAGAUCCAUUGACACCAGCAAACAAGGUGGGAAGAUGACUGACCAGAAGUGGCUGACUGUUCAUGGUGACCAGGAGUAUGUGCUGCAGCUGCAGCUCUCCAGGAUCAACAAGAUGAAGAAGAACGACAGCAAGGCUCAUGCUCCACGGUUCCCGAAGCCAAAAGAUGAGGGCUGGUUUCUUAUUGUUGGGGAUGUCCAAAACAAGGAGCUGGUAGCCCUGAAAAGGGUCCCUUACAUCAGAGGUAAUAGCAGUGUACAGCUGUCCCUGUUCAUGCCAGAGAAGCCUGGGCGUGUCAUCUACACUGUGUACCUAAUGAGUGACUCUUACCUUGGCCUUGACCAGCAAUAUGACCUUCACCUUGAGGUCACCGAGCCCAGCAUAGAGGCUCAGGUCAACAUGGAACUGAGGGAUGAACUGAAGGACUUGGACUUUGGUGUUGAUUGAAGUGUAACUUUGUUGAACUUUCAGAAGCUGAUAGGAUGUUGUUGAAAAUACUGUGAUUCGUUUUGAAGUUCAAAGGAUCCUAGUUUGUGUCAAAGUUUGUUGAUACAUGCAGUGCUAAAGUUGAUGGGAUCCUCAUCAGUAUUAAAAUUUAUUGGGUCAUUGUGAGAGUAAGUAGGGUCAUUGUUAGAAUUGAGGUUUGAGGGGUUAUUUUAUCAAUAGAAAGUGAUCGAUCAUCUCAAGUUUUCAAAAUACUAGGCUCAUCAUUAGUCAUUAAGUUAGGGACUAUAUUGUAUUCAUUUCAUGUGCAGAUGCAUGAGGUGGAUUAGGGACAAUAUUGUAUUCAUUUCAUGUGCAGAUGCAUGAGGUGGAUUAGGGACAAUAUUGUAUUCAUUUCAUGUGCAGAUGCAUGAGGUGGAUAACAAAAUGUUUUAUAGAUUUUCAAUUUGUUGAAUUUGAAGAAUUCCAUAGUUUAUUGGUGUUCUUUAGACGGAAAGAUUCAAAUACUGGUAAAAUAUAUAUGCCGUCUUUUUGGGGCAUAAUCAAUUAUUGGGACUUAAGGGCUGAUAAUUUGCCCAGUUUAUUUGGACAUCAGAGGAGUUAAAAGAGUUAUAUCCCCUUUUAUAGCCCAUACAAAUUAAUAACCUGCAACCAUAGAUGAAACUGCUCAUUCGGGGGCGAGGGGGGGGAUAAAACAUUUAAGCCAGUGCAUAUAGAAGACGUUAUCAUGUUCCAUUAUAGAAACACAUGUUUUUAUGUCUCCCACCACUAUAGUGGGGGACAUAUUGAUUUUGCCCUGUCUCUUGGUUUGUUUGUGUGUUUGUUUGUUUGUGUCAAACUUUAACAUUUUGCCAUAACUUUUGCAAUAUUGAAGAUAGCAACUUCAUAUUUGGCAUGCAUGUGUAUCUUAUGGUCGAGCUGCACAUUUUGAGUGGUGAAAGGUCAAGGUUAUCCUUCAGGAUCAAAGGUCAUAUAUAUGGGUCAAAAUCGCUUAUUUAAUGUACACUUUUGCAAUAUUGAAGAUAGCAACUUGGCAUGCAUGUGUAUCUCAUGGAGCUGCACAUUUUGAGUGGUGAAAGGUCAAGGUCAUCCUUCAAGGUCAAAGGUCAAAUAUAUGGGGACAUAGUGUUUCACAAACACAUCUUGUUUGUUGUUGUUUUUAUUAAUCAAUCAUAUUAUUUCAUUGGGCAGGCAAUUUUUUUAAAGUUUUUAAUUGAUUAUUUAAGCAACUUACUGCCAUAAUAUUGAUGAGGAUGAAGUUAUUUUGUGACAUUUAUGAGUGUUUUAUGCAUGUGGUAUUUAGACAUCAAACAUGGUGCAUUUUAAUAAGUGCUUCAUUCUUACAUGUGUAUGUGACUUUAAAUUAUGAAAGCUAAAAGUAAAUUUAAUGAAUUGUGUGUUCAUUUUCAAACAUGGGCAUUUAUUGUCAAUAUGUAAAAUUGUUAUAAUAUAUUGACCAUGUUUUCUUGUUCAAGUAUUCAUUGUGUAUGUAUUUCUUAUUUUAGAGAUCAGAAAUCAAUAAUAUUAGAGCUUUUGGAAAAAUGUGUACCUGUCUUUUGCUAAUCCUACACAAAAUAUUUUAAUUGUGUCAUUGACAAUAAUUCAAAUUAUUAAUUACCUGUGAUGAAAACAAAAAUAUUUAUGAUUAAUGAAAUGUUGUUAUUGAAAUAAACUGAUAAAAUGUAA
Dreissena polymorpha is the source of this 8383-nucleotide messenger RNA. RefSeq names its product activating signal cointegrator 1 complex subunit 3-like. The record is from RefSeq and is a predicted model, not a curated record. NCBI's taxonomy places the organism in Eukaryota, Metazoa, Mollusca, Bivalvia, Myida, Dreissenidae. Gene Ontology annotation, molecular function: ATP binding; ATP hydrolysis activity; nucleic acid binding.